This is a messenger RNA of Falco peregrinus (peregrine falcon), 3142 nucleotides long. RefSeq names its product serine/threonine-protein kinase Nek5-like. Lineage: Eukaryota; Metazoa; Chordata; Aves; Falconiformes; Falconidae. Gene Ontology annotation, molecular function: protein kinase activity; ATP binding. Gene Ontology annotation, biological process: protein phosphorylation. The record is from RefSeq and is a predicted model, not a curated record.
AUUUUGCUGCCAACAUUAGGUCACGUUAGUUGAAACUAAAUCAACAUGAAAUAGAUUAUAAUUUUAUUUUUUUCCAUUAAAAGAACAAUUCUGCAGUAUUGUUAACUUCAGGAAACAAUGAGCCAGACUUUGCAAAAUCACAUCAUGGUCUUACAUAGUACUUUCUACUGGUUUAACUUCAUGGUGUGUUAGGACUAAGCUUCAAACUUUUCUUUAUGACACACUCAUAAACUUGCUGCUUGUUCAAAGUGUAGAUCAGCAAUAAAUUGCAGACUUCCAGGAGGUGGCAUUCAGGAAUAAUCAACAUCAGAAAUAAAAACGUGAUAAAAUGUAACCAAAAUGUGACGAAAAUGACAGUCUUAAAAGGUAGUGUCCAUUUCAGUAGUACAAACUCAGAUGUUACAGCAUUGACUACAUGCAAUAUUCAUUUGGGGACCUUUUUGUUUUAGCCACUGCUUUAAGACGAAGACACCAUGGAUAAAUAUGAAAUCAUUAAAAAAAUUGGAGAAGGAUCUUUUGGCAAAAUAUUCCUGGCAAAGGGAAAACUGGAUAAUGAGCAGUGUGUUAUCAAAGAGAUCGAUUUAACUAAGAUGCCUGUGAAAGAAAAAGACCCCUCUCAGAAAGAAGUUAUUCUUCUGGCCAAGAUGAAGCAUGCAAAUAUUGUAACCUUCUAUGCUUCUUUGCAAGAAAAGAACAAGCUAUAUAUUGUGAUGGAAUACUGUGAUGGUGGAGACUUAAUGAAGCGGAUAAAUAUGCAGCAUGGAGUGCUCUUUGAUGAGGACCAGAUUCUGAGUUGGUUUGUGCAGGUCUCCUUGGGCUUGAAGCACAUUCAUGACCAGAAGAUUUUACACAGAGAUGUAAAAGCAGAGAACAUUUUUCUUAGCAAUAAUGGAAAGGUAGCAAAACUUGGAGACUUUGGCAUAGCAAGACAGUUGAACAGCACUAUGGAGUUUGCCCAUACCUGUGUAGGGACCCCCUAUUAUCUGUCACCUGAGAUCUGUGAAAAUCAGCCAUAUAACAAUAAAACAGAUAUUUGGUCUCUUGGCUGUGUGCUUUAUGAGCUAUGUGCGCUAAAGCAUCCUUUUGAAGGCCAUAGUUUGCACCAGCUGGUGCUGAAGAUUUGCAGAGGAUGUUUUCACCCAGUGUCUCCCAGCUAUUCAUAUGAUCUGAGGAUAUUAAUUUCCCAGUUGUUUAAAAUAUCUCCAAGAGAUCGACCAACUAUCAAUUCUAUUCUAAGGAAGCCCUUCUUGCAGAAGCUUGUUCUCAGGUAUUUGCCCCCUGAGGAAGAACUUGGUCACACUGUGAUACAUAGAAAAAGACCUUCAGCAUCACAGUUUGGGGCCAAGCUGAUACAAGCAUAUAAACUUCAGAAAAGGAGAGUACAGGACCUAGUUUCUCCAGAAUCUGGAAUGGUGCUGCCUGUCAAGAAAAAAGAAUUAUUUCAAAGAAAUGAAUGGAAACCUACUUCAAGAGGGCAACAGCCUAUUUUUCAGGAGUAUCUGAAACAAUUGCAGAAGAUUCGGGAAGAAUACCACAGUGAUAUAAAAGAAUUCAGAUUUAGAGCAGGAGUACUCCAGGAGAAUCAAAAAAUACAAGAUAAAACCUAUGUUGUGAAGCAAGGAAAAGCUGAGGACCAGUCUGAAAUCAAGGAUACAGCUGGAACAGGAGAAGAAUCACUUCAGGACAUGGAAAAAAACUUUAAACAAGUCAGACUCCAGUAUAGUCAAGACCAGCAAAUCUUAGAAAAGAAACAUAAACCAAAGGGAGGAGUAAAGUUUGAAAUUAAUUUAGAUGUAUGUGUUCCUGAGGAAGACAGUAUUCAAGAAGCAGAGCUAUUGUUUUUUCAGGUACUAGAUAAACUCAGUAAGACUUUAACUUUUGUGGAUGGUAAGAAUCUUAAGGAGAAAGUGGUGGAAGUUUAUGAAGCUCAUAUGGACAGAGCUUUGGAAGAAGUAUCUGGAUACCAAACAGAGUCCAAUGACAUAGAUGAUAAGAAAGAAAAUUGGCAAGCUGGAGCACCUCAGACAUUACUGAAUUUUUUAGCUGAUGUUGAUGUCACAUCUGUAUGUCCUCCUAUGGCUGAAAACGAACUUGCUGACCACGCUUAUCUGCCUGAAGACAUCCCGGAAAACAGGAAGCAGUGGAAACAAACACCGCCAGGGACACUCCUGAAUAUCUUAGCAAAAGCAGAACUGUCUAAUGAUUCCUUCACCUGCCUUGAAGAAGAAAUAGAAGAAAGAUUAACUAUGUUGCCUCCAAAAGAAAACAAGGAAGAUGAUUCAGAAGCAUACUUUGCUGUUGCUGUUGAUGAAGGCAGACUUGAACCAAGAUCAGAUGAUGAAGACACAAAUUUUGAAGAUUCUGAAGAUGAACUCAGACAUGAGCUGGAGGAAUCUCUGGAAAAAGUGGCAGCUUCUCCAGCAGAGAGAAGCAUGGAGUCUCCCAUCCUUUCAAUAAAUAAAGGUCAAACAGAUGAAGAAAGGAUGAGUUUACCUCACAAACUACUUGGAAAAUCUAAUGAUGAUUUAGAAAAUAACCAUGGGUCAUUUAGUGCUGACACAUACAAUGAAAAAAGUAAGCAGGAAGCAAGAGCUACAUAGAACACCAGCAAAGUAACUGUUUCAAAACUUUAACUUGCUUGAAAUUUCAGCCACAUCAGUAACAACAUUUAAGGAUAGAUGAGAUUAAAUGCCAAGUAAUUCAACUGCUUUUCAACUGUGCUAAAUGCUCAAUUAAAAUUAAUAGAAGGUUGUUACUAUUUUGUUUAAAAGGAAGAAAAUCAGGCUAAUUGUCAUAUGUCUAAAUGUUGAAAAAUCCUCAUCCAGACUGGAGUGCACUUUCAUCUAUUAUUCUAAACUACCUGGGACAUCUCUGACAAGACUUCCUUGAGCAAAUUCCUAAUUACAUACUCUCUUUAACUGUAUUUGUAUCAUGUAAGAAAGUUUCCUAACCAGUAUAUUAUAUUUCCCUAGCUCAAUCAGCUUCUUGUUAUAAAAGAAGCUCUUACAGCCUUUCAUAAUCUCCAUGUACUGCUAAUACAGCUUUAUAAUCCAUAGUUUCAUUUGCACAGUACUACAUAGUACCACCAACUGCUCAGCAGUUUUUUAUAGUAGAAGUAAAAGCAUUUAUUAGAACCAUGAGA